AAUUCGUGCUCACCAUCUGUUUGUUCCUUGGCCCCCACACACCACACCAGGCACAGAAUUCUCUCCCUCUUCUUUUUCUUGAUGUCCCGGCGUGCUUACGUGAACCUCAACUAACUUUUUUUCGAUUCGAUCGGAACUAGAAAAUUCAUAUUAUUUGCUUGCCGCGUAAUUCCAAUAAUCAAAUUCUAAUCGGUUGCGCGGAAAAAAACCUCAUCAACCAACCGGAUCAGACUAAAACACUUGGUGUGUGCAGGGUUGGUUCAGAGGCUACGCAGUAUAUACAGAUAUAUAUAUACGCAUAUACAUGCUCGCCGGCGAUGCCAAUGCCGGUAAGCACAGCCAGGCAAUGCUUAACCGACGAGGCCGCGCGUGCCCUCGACGACGCCGUCUCCGUCGCCCGCCGCCGCAGCCACUCCCAGACCACCUCGCUCCACGCCGUCUCCGCCCUCCUCUCCCCGCCGUCGUCGGCCCUCCGCGACGCCUGCGCGCGCUCUCGGAGCUCGUCCUACUCGCCGCGGCUCCAGUUCCGCGCCCUGGAGCUCUCCGUCGGCGUCUCCCUCGACCGCCUGCCGACGGCGAAGGGCGUCGACGAUCCUCCCGUCUCGAACUCCCUCAUGGCGGCGAUUAAACGGUCGCAAGCGAAUCAGAGACGCCACCCCGAGACGUUCCACUUGUACCAACAGCAGGUACAGCAUCACCAAAGCGGCCAAUCUUCGAUUUCGUGGGUGAAGGUUGAGCUGAAGCACUUUCUCUUAUCCAUUCUGGACGACCCGAUAGUGAGUCGGGUUUUCGGCGACGCGGGUUUCCGGAGCACCGAAAUCAAGCUGGCCAUCCUCCAACCUCCUCCCAUGAUAUCCAAAUUCCCCCUGUCUCGUUGCCCGCCUCUGUUUAAUUUCAGCUUCCCUUUCGCGGGGUUCGAGGACGGGGACGAGAACCGGAGGAGAAUCGGAGAGGUUCUGACGAAGAAGGGGAAAAAAAAGAACCCGUUACUGAUCGGGGUUUGUGCUAACGGCGCGCUUAGUAGUUUCAAAGAGUGGAUAGGGAAGGGGAAAACCAGUCUAUUACCGGCCGAGAUUGAUGGAUUGGGUUUGGUUUGUAUGGAGAAGGAGGUGUCCGGUGGGAGUAAGGAAAUGGUGGAUUUGAAGUUGAAACAGGUGGGUGAUUUGGUAGAGAAUGGUACUGGGCCUGGUGUUUUGGUAAAUAUAGGGGAAUUGAGGGGUUUGAUUGGGGAUGGAGGUCCGGUUGAUAAUGGCAAGUAUGUGGUGUCGACGUUGAGUGUGCUGUUGGAGGUUCAUGGGGGGAAGUUGUGGUUGAUUGGGGCUGUAGAGAGUUAUGAGACAUAUACGAAGAUCUUGGGUCAGUUUCCUGACAUAGAGAAAGAUUGGAAUCUGCAGUUGUUACCCAUCACCAGUUCAAAGCCUUCCAGUGGAGGAUUGUGUUCAAAACCCAGCUUGAUGGGGUCAUUUGUUCCAUUUGGUGGCUUCUUUCCUAGUCCAUCUGAGAUCCAAAAUCUGUUAAGUAGCACAAAUCAGUCCACCCGGUGUUAUCUCUGCAACGAGAAGUAUGAGCAAGAAGCUUCUGUUAUAUUGAAGGGAGGACCUACUGCUUCAGUUGCUGAUCAGUUCUCAGCAACUGUCUCUCCUUGGUUACAGUCUGAUACGGCUGAAUGUGAGGCAAGCAAGAGAAUAGAUAUUGUAAAGGCCAAAGAUGAUGGGGGUGUGUUGAAUGCAAAACUCAUGGGUCUACAGAGGAAAUGGAACGAUAUCUGCCAACGUCUCCAUCCCAUUAGGCAGCCAUUCAGUUCAGAUGUUUCACAAAACAGGUCCCAAACUCCACGUUUGGAGGAAUUUCAUUUUGCUGCAGAGAAGAACAGAAGUAGCAGUAAAGAUUCGUCCCUGAAUGGAAGUGGAUCCUCCAACCUGAUUUCUUCCACACCAAAGGACCUCAGAAAGGUUUCUCCCGCAAAACAGUCCGUACGAUCUCCAGUGGCUUCCGAAGAUGAAAAUACCAGUUUCCAACCCAGACUACCGGUAGAACCUUCAAUUGCUAAUGUCACCACUGAUUUGGGGUUGGGAACACUUUAUUCAGUUUCUGGUCGAGAAGCUGGAAAUCUCCAAUUCGAGGACCGCAGGAGUCGUCUUCACUGCCCCACAGGUUCUGUUCCUGCUGAGUCUACUGGGGUGAGUGAGAUUGCUUCAUAUAAGAUUGCCCCUCCUUCAUUGGGAGGAGAGGUGCAUUCGAAAGAUUUCAAGGCCCUUUGGAGAACAUUGACUGAAAAGGUUGGGCGGCAAGGUGAAGCUAUUUGUACUGUUAGUCAAACUGUAUCACGUUGCAGAACUGGAAAUGGAAGGCUUCGUGGCUCAAAUCACAGAGGUGACAUUUGGCUUAGCUUUGUUGGAGAUGACAAGGUGGGAAAGAAGAGAACUGCUGUAGCUCUUGCUGAGAUAAUCUUUGGCAGUAGGGAAAGUUUGAUCUCUGUGGAUCUAAGCUCUGAGUAUGGGAUGAGUUAUUCAAACUCCAUCUUUGACCCCUGGGAUUUCAAAAGAUGCGAUGUAAGGUUUAGGGGAAAGACUGUUGCUGAUUUUAUAGCUGAGGGGUUGAGUAGAAAACCGCAGUCAGUUGUGUUCCUUGAAAAUGUGGACAAGGCCGAUUUCCUGGCUCAGACUAGCUUGGCUCAGGCUAUCGGAACUGGUAGAUUUCCUGAUUCACAUGGGAGAGAAAUCAGCAUCAAUAAUGCUAUCUUUGUGACUACAGCAAAUCCAAGAAAGAAUACGAAAGAAAUCAUUUCUGGAAAAGAUGUUCGAUUCUCUGAGGAAAGAAUACUAGGAGCCAAGCGCUUGCAAAUGCAAGUUUUAGUUGGAUGUGUAGCUGGCAAUGUUGCUAAAACCAAAGGGAUGAACAUAUCAAUUAUGCAGAGGAAAGAAACCUCAAAGGCAGUUUCUGUGAACAAAAGGAAGCUGAUUGACAUGAAUAAGUCAGCAGAGCAGGACAGGACCUUGGGUAUUACAAAACGGGCGCACAUGGCAUCAAAAUCGUGCCUGGAUUUGAAUCUGCCUGUAGUAGAGGAGGAGGAGGAGGAGGAGGAGGAGGAGGAAGAAAAUAAUGACUACAGAAACUCUGACAGCGACUCCAACUCAGAAAAGUCAGAUGUUUGGUUAGAAGAUUUCUGUAGUCAAGUGGACGAAAAGGUGGUUUUCGAUCCCUUUGAUUUCGAUGCACUUGCAGAUGAACUCCUAAAAGAAAUCAACCGAGUUUUCAAAAGUACGGUUGGGCACGAGGCGAUGCUGCAGAUUGAUGAAGAAGUUAUGGUGUCAAUACUUGCAGCAGCUUGGUUAUCAGAAAGGAAGAGAGCAGUUGAGGAUUGGGUCGAACAGGUACUUGGUAGGUGCUUUGCAGAAUCUCAAGAGAGGUACCAUCUCACUUCUCAGAAUGUUUUGAAAUUGGUUGCUUGUGAAGGCCUUUUUGUGGAAGAGCAAGCUCCUGAAGUUUGCCUUCCCACUAGAAUUAUUCUGAAAUAGAAAUAGUUUCCUUUCUUUUGCCAUUGUUGACAUAUGCUUUGUAAUUAUCAUAUGUAAAGUUGUAGCAUCCGAAAAGAGCCUUCUUCGGCCAGGGAGUCUGAUAGUUGUGCUGGAUCUUCUCCAGGAAAUUUUUGUGUUGUAUAAACUGCGGUUGUAUAAUCGGUAAUGUUCUUUAGUUCAUCUA
Messenger RNA from Rhododendron vialii, 3702 nucleotides. RefSeq names its product protein SMAX1-LIKE 6. NCBI's taxonomy places the organism in Eukaryota, Viridiplantae, Streptophyta, Magnoliopsida, Ericales, Ericaceae. Gene Ontology annotation, molecular function: ATP hydrolysis activity; ATP binding. Bases 318 to 3518 code for a protein of 1066 amino acids. The record is from RefSeq and is a predicted model, not a curated record. The transcript has 5 exons.